CAACAGGAAAGGGAGCAGAAAUCUUGUCUGUCAAGAUGGAACCAUGCGACUCCAAUCCGUGCAGCGUGCGACCAAGACAGACAUCAAGGGUUCAUUUCACGAUGAUUCCGCGAGAAUCCAGUCAGCACGUGACGCUUGACAUUCAAAUCCGAAUUCUGGGAAGAGACGUCAAGGCUCCGGGCAUCAAACCCAACGCCUGUGAACAGGUCCUGCCGUGCCCCAUCGUGAGAGGAACGGCGUACAACGGCACGAUUACCAUCCCCAUUCCAUGGAGGGCGAGGCUCUUUGGAUCAACGGUGGCUACACUGAGGCUAAUCGGAGAUAACAGCGAGGUUCUCUGCACAGAAGCUGACCUCAGGAUACAAAGAUAGCAACGAGGACAUAAAAUAAGA
Ornithodoros turicata is the source of this 392-nucleotide messenger RNA. Its product is annotated as mite group 2 allergen-like Ixo r 2. NCBI's taxonomy places the organism in Eukaryota, Metazoa, Arthropoda, Arachnida, Ixodida, Argasidae. The coding region runs from base 36 to 371 and encodes 111 amino acids. The record is from RefSeq and is a predicted model, not a curated record. The transcript is spliced from 3 exons.